This is a messenger RNA of Meriones unguiculatus (Mongolian gerbil), 3845 nucleotides long. It is a transcript of the gene Znf667, whose product is annotated as zinc finger protein 667. NCBI's taxonomy places the organism in Eukaryota, Metazoa, Chordata, Mammalia, Rodentia, Muridae. Gene Ontology annotation, biological process: negative regulation of transcription by RNA polymerase II. The record is from RefSeq and is a predicted model, not a curated record. Gene Ontology annotation, molecular function: DNA-binding transcription repressor activity, RNA polymerase II-specific. The transcript has 6 exons. The coding region runs from base 485 to 2314 and encodes 609 amino acids.
CCACCCACAGUCCCUUUCCAGUCGCGGAGGCUGGAGGUGAAAGCUCGCGAUUGCGCGCGGCGCGAGGCGCGUGGAAGCCCACUGUCCAGGUGUCCGCGCGCGCUGUGCAGAUUAGUGAGGACUGUGGCCUGCGCUGUCUCCGCGCUUUCACCCCUCGGCGCGCCAGGGGCGCGGCUCCGCGCUCCUGGGGAAGCCCGGGGGCGGAGCCUCACUGGCCUACAAGUUGCUCUCGGGGCGGAGGCGAGCUGCCCGGAGGGGACCCCCGCGGGUCCGGAAGGCGAGUGCGCAGGCGCGGGGCCUCAGUUGCUGUCAGGCUCUGAGGCAGCUGUGAGGCGGAGGACGCAGGAGAGAAGCAGUUUUUUUCAGUGUUGGUCACUGAGACAGAAGAAGCAAAUCCAUUCAUUGGGUCUAUAAUCUAAAAAGGAAGAAACAGGAGUGCUCUGCCUCAGCCUCUGAAUGUGGGCCAUCAAAGGUGGGAGAAAGGAUGCCUAUAGUACAAGGGAAACCAAAAUCCAAGGCACCAGUGACUUUUGGGGACUUAGCCAUCUACUUCUCUCAAGAGGAAUGGGAAUGGCUGAGUCCCGUUCAGAAGGAUUUAUACAGAGAUGUCAUGUUGGAGAAUUAUCAGAAUCUGGUCUCACUUGGUCUUGCCUCCCGGAGACCAAAUAUCAUCACCUUGUUGGAGAAAGGUAAAGCACCAUGUGUGGCCGAGCCAUCAAGAUGGCGCCGGGGCCCUGAAUCAGGAUCUAAGUGUGAUACCAAGAAGUUACCUUCAAAUCAGUGUAACAAAUCUGGGCAAAGCAUCUGUAAGAAACCAGUUUCUUCACAACAAAAUGUUCCCACAGGGAAGAUAAAGCGUGACAAAACUUCAUUCCCAGGAAAACCCAAGAAAGAACAUUCAGACAAGAAGUCUUUAAAGUGUAAUGAUUGUGGAAAAACCUUUUUUCGGCGUUUAUCCCUUAAACUUCAUCAAGACUUUCACACUGGAGAGAGGUCUUAUGAAUGCAGUAAUUGUGGACAAGUUUUCAGGCAGAUCUUAUCCCUUAUCCUUCAUCAGAGCAUGCACAAUCGGAAUAAAAACUAUGAAUGUGAUAAAUGUGGGGAAAUUUUUAAUAAAAAAUUAACUCUUAUGAUACACAGCAGAAUUCAUAAUAGAAAGGAAAAUUUUUACAACGGGAAGUCCUCAGGUUCAUGCCCACCUCUCAGUGUACACCAUAAUAAUCACAUUGUUGAGAGUAUCUACCAGUGCAGAAAAUGUGGAAAAGCCUUCAGCCGGAUGUCAUCCCUUUUGCUUCAUAAGAGAAUUCACAGUAGAAAGAAAAUACAAAAAUACAAUAAAUAUGGGAGUGGCUUCAAAAAGAAGCAAGUCCUUGUACAUAAAAGAAUUUGUAUUGGAAAGAAAACUCAUGAAAGUAAGAAGGCCUUAAUUCAGAGUCUCAGGAAGAGAACUCACCAUUUAGAAAAUCCUUUUACGUGUAGGAAAUGUGGGAAGUCCUUUAGUAGGGUCUCAUCCUUAAUGCUUCAUCAGAGAAUUCACACUUCAGGGAAACGCUACAAAUGUGAUAAAUGUCAGAAAGACUUUAGACGUCCUUCGACUCUUAUUCUGCACUUAAGAACUCAUAAUGGGGAAAAGCAGUAUAAGUGCAAUAAAUGUGAGAAAGUCUGGAGUCGGCAUUCAUCCCUUAUUCAACACCAGAAAAUUCAUAAAAGGAAAAAGAAACUCAUUGCAUGCAAAGAAUGUGGAAAGAUGUUUGGUGGAAUUAAAAACCUUAAAGUACAUCUGAACAUUCAUUCAGAAGAAAAACCUUUCAAGUGCGAUAAAUGUAGUAAAGUUUUUGGUCGCCAGUCAUUUCUUACUGAACAUCAAAGAAUUCAUACUGGAGAAAAGCCUUAUCAGUGUGAAGAAUGUGGGAAAGCAUUCAGUCAUCGGAUAUCUCUUACCCGACAUAAGAGAAUUCACAGCGAAGACAGACCUUAUGAAUGUGAGCAGUGUGGGAAAGCCUUCAGCCAGGGUGCUCAUCUUGUGCAGCAUGAAAGAAUUCACACUGGAGAGAAGCCUUAUGCAUGCAAAACAUGUAAAAAGUCCUUUACUCAGCGCAUAUCCCUCAUUCUACAUGAGAGAAGUCAUACUGGGGAGAAACCCUAUGAAUGUAAUGAAUGUGGGAAAGCAUUCAGUAGUGGCUCGGACCUUAUUCGACAUCAAAGAAGUCAUUCUUCAGAGAAACCAUAUGAAUGUAGCACAUGUGGUAAGGCAUAUAGUCGGAGCUCAUCUCUGAUUCGACAUCAGAGCACACAUUCAGAGGAAAAAUCCUAAAGUUGUUGCUAAAUCUGCCAAAACUAAAAAGGAUAUCAAAGAAGUGUUCGUGGAGAUUGUGUGGAAGUGUUCUUGACUUACGAUGGAUCUGUGUCCCAAUAAACUUGUCAUUAGUUGAAACAUUUGAAACAAAUACAUGUUUAAUAUAUCUAACCUACCAGAUGUGAUUGUUUAGCCACACAGUCUAAUGUGGAGUCCCAAUUGCUCACUUUCCUGAUUGUGUGGCUUCUUUGAAGCUAUGACUUGAUCCUGCUGCCUAACAUCUUGUGAGUUAUCAUACUGCGUAUUAUUAGCCUAGGGAAAGAUCACAAUUUGACAUAAUUUUUAACUGAAUGGAUAUGACUUCUUCACCAUCAUAAUGCUGAAAAAUAGUAAAUCAGAAAUCAUUAAUUUGAGAAACUAUCUGCCCAUAACCUAUUUUGUGUAUAUGGGGCCAUUUUAUGGUAUUCUCCCUUUGAAAGCCAAAGAACAAAAGUAGUUGAUGGAUUUUGAAAUGAAGAUCUGAAAUCAGCUGAGGUAUGAUGAGAAUACUGGAUCAGGGUUUGUAAGUGAAGGUGCUUUUCAGUUGGCAUUUUAUUUCCAGUGUAGCUUUGAGGACAUUUCACUGGAUACAUGAAAUGAAAUGGAACUGCAAAUUCUGUUUCUCUGGAUUAUGCUUUGAGCCUGAGUUGAGGUCCCAGGAAAAUAGUGUGGAGUCUAACAGACCAAACAGAAAACAGGGUGCUUCUUUCUCCUGACAGAUAUGUGUUGCAGUAAGAAAAAAAAAAAGGAGUGAGCUUUAGGUGGUUAAAAAUGGUAUUUACAGAGGGUGUGGAGCAGUAGUUAAUACCACAUUGCCUCCAUGCAUAUGAAGAUACACUGAAAAUUUAGUAUGACUCUGACAGGCUGGGGAUUGCUCAGGAGAUACUAAAGAGUGAGGAACAUCAGAGCAGGGGGAUGUUUUUUUUUUUUUACUUUUUUAUUUGAAAAUAAAUUGUCUAUAUUUAUAUAAGUAAACAGUGUUUCCAUACAAUAAUGCUAGUUGGCAUACAAAAAGUAACUAUUGAGAUAUGUGUUUGUGAUUUUAUGUUCUGAAUAUUUGUGUCACCCCCAAACUCAAAUGUUGAAGCCCUAAACUCUCAAUGUGAUAUUUGGAAAUGAGAUUACUGAGGUCAUGUUGUAGGUGGGCCUUUUUGUUAUGUUUAUUGAUCAAAGACACCAAAGGGCUUGAUCUGUUUCUGUCUCAUGUGAGAACACAGGGAGACAUCUGCAAACCAAGAAAAAGCCCUCACCAAACCUGACCAGUUUGAAACCUUGACCUUGGAGUUCCAGCCUAUGGAGGAACUGUAAGAAUUUAACUUCUCUUAAGUCAGCCUGUGAUACAGUGUCAUGGCAGCUCAAACUGGUUAAUACAUGGAAAAACUCAGUUAAGUACUGGAUGUUUUCCUAUGGGCUGUCCAGCACAUUCAAUGUAUUUUUCUGUCCUUCUUUCCAGCUUGUGUAAGUUAUAAAAGAAAUGAAAAAUGAAGUCUGAGUUCUUUUCUGUGAUUAA